AUGUCUGCCUCAUUGCCUGGCUCUCGUGAUGUUCCCAAUUCACAAUAUGAUCUGACCUCCUAUUGGGGGCGUGUCCGUCAUGCGGCAGACAUCUCCGAUCCUCGGACUUUACUUGUCUCAGGCGCGGGCUUGGAGCAGGCCAAGAGCCUCAUCUCGAUGUACAAGCAAAACAAGAUUCCUACCAUGACUCCGGAGCUAUGGAAGGCGAAGAAGGUGGUGGAUUCGACAUUGCACCCUGAUACUGGUGAGCCAGUCAUGCUUCCUUUCCGCAUGUCGGCCUAUGUCCUCACCAACUUGGUGGUGACGGGAGGCAUGCUUACCCCCGGACUAGGAACAGCCGGUACCCUCCUCUGGCAAGUGGGCAACCAAUCGCUAAACGUCGCCAUCAACAACGCCAAUGCCAACAAGUCCACGCCGCUCUCCACCUCUCAGAUCGCCAAAUCUUACCUCAUGGCCGUGACGGCGUCGUGCUCGGUCGCUAUGGGUCUGAAGGCUCUGGUCCCCCGACUCAAGGGCAUUUCCCCCAACACCCGAUUGAUCCUCUCUCGUCUGGUCCCCUUUGCCGCCGUGGCCAGCGCAUCCGCACUGAACGUCUUCCUGAUGCGCGGCGAAGAAAUUCGUCGUGGAAUUGACGUCUACCCCGUUCUUUCCGAUGCCGAACGUGCCAAGCGCGACGCCGGCGGCGAUGACACCGAGCCGGUUCAGAGUCUGGGCAAGAGUAAAAAGGCCGCGACGCUGGCCGUCGGCGAGACUGCCAUCUCGCGUGUGCUGAAUGCCACUCCGAUCAUGGUUCUGCCGCCCCUGAUUCUGGUCCGUCUCGAGAAGACGGCCUGGUUGCGCGCGAACCCGCGCCUGGUCCUCCCCGUGAACCUGGGCUUGAUCUUGACCACCUCGCUGUUUGCCUUGCCGUUGGCGCUGGCAGCGUUCCCGCAGCGACAGGCGAUUAGUGCGGCCUCACUUGAGGAAGAAUUCCACGAUCGGGGAGGACACCAGGGUAUGGUGGAGUUUAACCGCGGCAUGUAA
Molecule: messenger RNA, 1023 nt
Organism: Penicillium oxalicum
Lineage: Eukaryota; Fungi; Ascomycota; Eurotiomycetes; Eurotiales; Aspergillaceae
Product: sideroflexin family transporter
Exons: 4
Coding region: 1-1023 (340 amino acids)
Biological process (GO): mitochondrial transmembrane transport; monoatomic ion transport
Cellular component (GO): mitochondrial inner membrane
Molecular function (GO): monoatomic ion transmembrane transporter activity
Source: RefSeq, a predicted model, not a curated record